UAAUGAUUUUGCUUCAUGUUUUCAUUGCUUUAAGCAGUGUGACUGUCUUAAAGUUGUGACUUGCAUAUUCAGGGACUGCUAAAAGACAACCCAACUCUUCAAGCCUGUGGCUACCCCAAUGAACCUCAAGGAAAGGAGCUGCCGUUGUCAAGGAAGUGUCUGAGCGAGACAUGGCUUUCCUGUGCAGCGAUGACAUUCCCAGCAGCACGGCAGCGAAGGCGCUGCUGCAGCCCUGAGCAGCUUGGGUUUCCGUCAGAAGCAUGAGGCAAGGGCUGAGCCGUUUCUGUGUGAACGCUUUGCAGCCAAAAUGAAGAGAAGGACAGAACCUGAAUAUGGCAGCCCCCAAAAGAAGCAGAAGGAGAGGACAGAAGACUUGGGAUUAGCCCUCAGUUCUACUUCAGAUGAUGAAACUCAACUUAGUAAUCACACUACUCAGGAGUCUUCCAGUAGCAGCAGUGGGUCUGACAACGAGAAUGAUGAAAAAAGACCAGUCUUCAGCAAUGAGUUCAAACAAGAUUCCCUUGUGGAGGGCACUUCAUCUCGCUACUCAAUGUAUAACAGUGUCUCCCAAAAGCUCAUGGCCAAGAUGGGCUUCCGGGAAGGAGAAGGUCUGGGAAAAUAUGGCCAAGGCAGGAAGGAUAUUGUGGAGGCCUCCAGUCAGAAGGGAAGGAGAGGCUUUGGGCUGACACUCAAAGGAUUUGAUGGGGAGCUCAAUAUUGACUGGCAGGAUGAGCCAGAGCCCAGUGCCUAUGAGGAGGUGGACUGGUGCCUCAAGUGUACCACGGAAAUCCCUGAUGCUCAGGAGCUGAAGGAGUGGAUGACUGUGGGGAAGAGGAAGAUGGUGAUUGAAGAUGAAACAGAGUUCUGUAGUGAAGAGCUUUUACAUAAUGUCCUGCGGUGCAAGAGCGUAUUUGAUGAGCUGGAUGGAGAAGAGAUGCGUCGAGCCCGGACAAGGUCAAACCCUUAUGAGAUGAUCCGUGGAGCUUUCUUCCUAAACAGGGCUGCGAUGAAGAUGGCAAAUAUAGACCAUGUCUUUGACUAUAUGUUUACAAACGCUAACUUGGAUGGGACACCGUUAAAGGAGCGAGAAGCAGAGCUGCUCUACUUUGCUGAUGUGUGUGCUGGUCCUGGAGGCUUCUCCGAGUAUGUCUUGUGGAGGCGAAAGUGGCACGCGAAAGGAUUUGGCAUGACCUUGAAAGGACCAAAUGAUUUUAAACUAGAAGACUUCUAUUCUGCUUCCAGUGAGCUUUUUGAGCCCUACUAUGGAGAGGGAGGGAUUGAUGGAGACGGAGACAUCACUCGCCCAGAGAACAUUACUGCUUUCCGGAAUUUUGUUCUGGACAACACUGAUCAGAAGGGAGUGCAUUUCUUAAUGGCUGAUGGGGGUUUCUCAGUGGAGGGUCAGGAAAAUCUGCAAGAAAUCCUAAGCAAACAGCUCCUGCUUUGCCAGUUUCUUACAGCGCUCUCCAUUGUCCGGACAGGAGGACAUUUUGUCUGCAAAACCUUUGACCUGUUUACUCCAUUCAGUGUGGGACUUGUUUAUCUGCUGUAUUGCUGCUUCGAGCGAGUGUGCAUCUUUAAACCUGUGACAAGCCGCCCUGCUAACUCAGAGAGGUACGUGAUAUGCAAAGGGUUAAAGGUCGGGACUGGUGACGUGCGGGACUAUCUCUUCGCGGUGAACAUCAGACUCAACCAGCUGCGCAGCUCCGACGUGGAUGUCAAUCUUGUUGUCCCCUUGAACGUGAUCAAAGGCGACCAGGAUUUCUGUGACUACAUUGUCCGGUCCAAUGAAAACCACUGCAAAGUUCAGAUAAAGGCACUUGCCAAGAUUCGCGCCUUUGUUCAGGACACGACACUGAUUGAGCCACGGCAGGCUGAAAUCCGAAAGGAGUGCCUCCAGCUAUGGGGGAUUCCUGACCAGGCUCGUGUUGCUCCUUCAUCUUCAGAUCCCAAGUCCAAGUUCUUUGAGUUGAUCCAGGGCACGGACAUUGAUGCCUUCAGUUACAAGCCCACUCCUCUGAACUCCACCACGCUGGAGAAGAUACGCCAAGUGUUAGAUUACCGCUGCAUGGUGUCUGGAAGUGAGCAGAAGUUCCUCUUGGGACUGGGGAAAUCACAGAUCUACACCUGGGACGGUCGCCAGUCGGAUCGCUGGACAAAGCUGGAUUUGAAAACUGAGCUGCCACGAGAUACCCUUCUCUCUGUGGAGAUUGUUCAUGAGUUGAAAGGAGAGGGGAAAGCUCAGCGGAAAAUCAGUGCCAUCCACAUCCUAGAUGCCUUGGUGCUGAAUGGCAACGACGUUCGAAAGCAGCAUUUCAUCCAUAGGAUUCAUCUGGCAGAGAAGUUCGUCAAAGCUGUUUCUAAGCCUAGCCGGCCAGAUAUGAACCCCAUCCGAGUGAAGGAAAUGUACAGAUUGGAGGAAAUGGAGAAGAUUUUUGUCAGGUUAGAGAUGAAAGUCAUUAAGAGUUCCCGAGGCAUACCCCGGCUGUCCUACACUGGCCGAGAUGACCGCCACUUUGUGCCCACAGGACUCUACAUCAUACAGACUCUGAAUGACCCUUGGACGAUGGCAUACAGCAGAAAUACUAAGAAGAAGUUCUUCUUCAACAAAGUGACCAGGCAGACAAUGUACGAGCUCCCUUUCGAAGCCAUCGCGCCCUUUCACGUCUGCCAUUACAGCCGCCUCUUCUGGGAGUGGGGGGAAGGUGUCAAAGUGCACGACUCUCAGAAGAGGCAAGAUCCAGACAAGCUAUCAAAGGAGGAUGUCCUGUCUUUCAUCCAAGCACAUAACCCUAAGCUUGCUCUCUUGAGGAGUGCAGGAGGAACUGAGCCCGGCUUGGACUCAUCGGGAACUGAUGCAACUCCACAGCUUCAAUCCUAGCCUUCUCCAGGGCUGACUUCCUAGAGGUGAUUGAAGCAGGCAGUGACACGCAGAAGGCACAGGACGAGGCUCUACCCUGGCAGUGUAUAUUAGAUUAUGGCCCAGAUAGCAUAUGCUGCCAGCGUGCCCUUGGUGACUCUUCCAGCCCUUCUGUCCUGACCUGCAGGAGAAAGUCCCAGGCCACACGAGAUCCAGUGAGAACUCAAAUAAGAACAUCUCUUCCAAUCAGUCUGAGGCUCUAUGUAUCUUUUAGGCGGUGGGUGCAGCACAGGCAAACAACAGCUGGCAUAAAAAGAAAACUUCUCCCACCCUCUGAAAGAGCUCACCUUGCUCCUCAAGGCCAGGUGCCAGAACAGAUGUCAGGGGGUGUGAGAAGCACAGACCUCCUUCAUCGCCAUCAAAGGCUUUUUAAUUCAUUACUUACAAACUGUCCUUGUUCUCUUGAUCAGUGUUCUCUCACAGUGCUGCCUCUGGGCAGUGAAACUUUGUCUAUUUUAAUCCCCACAUCUCCCCCUUCACAGUAUCAUCAGGGUUGGAAGAGACCUCACAGAUCAUCAAGUCCAACCCUUUUCCACAGAGCUCAAGGCUAGACCAUGGCACCAAGUGCCACGUCCAACCUUGCCUUGAACAGUUCCAGGGACAGCGACUCCACCACCUCCCCGGGCAGCCCAUUCCAGUGUCCAAUGACUCUCUCAGUGAAGAACUUUCUCCUCACCUCAAGCCCUUCUUUAUUAAUAAAACAUAUUUGUUUAA
This is a messenger RNA of Pogoniulus pusillus (Red-fronted tinkerbird), 3634 nucleotides long. It is a transcript of the gene CMTR1, whose product is annotated as cap methyltransferase 1. Gene Ontology annotation, cellular component: nucleus; cytoplasm. Gene Ontology annotation, biological process: 7-methylguanosine mRNA capping. Lineage: Eukaryota; Metazoa; Chordata; Aves; Piciformes; Lybiidae. The transcript has 25 exons. The record is from RefSeq and is a predicted model, not a curated record. Bases 308 to 2881 code for a protein of 857 amino acids. Gene Ontology annotation, molecular function: nucleic acid binding; methyltransferase cap1 activity; protein binding.